AUGACAAAAAGGUAUCUUCAAUAACAUUGCCUUGUAAAUGAAAAUUACAUUUUAAAAUUUGGUUUUGCGCCUAAAAGGCAUAAAAUAUAUGCUGAAUAAAUGUACUCGUUUCUUUUCAAAAGUACUUACAAAGAACUUGGUACUUAUAAGCGAAAAGAGACGGGAGACCCACCUCUUCGUUCUUUUGCGGCGAGAGUUGCCAACCGGUUGGCUGCGGUUGUUGUUCAUUAUAAAACUUUUCAUCAUGUCUAUUAGGGCAGCCAGUGCACUUCGUCAUUUUUCGCACUCUCUCCUCUUGCCUUCGAGAUUCGGCCCUGCUGCAUCAUGGCGUCUGUUUGCCACCACCAACCCAGCAGCAGCCAACCAGCAUGUCAAACUGGAGAAACAGGGAGAUGUGGCCAUCCUCCGGCUAGAUUCACCUGGAAAGGUGAACGUGCUGAACCAGCCGGUGAUGGAGGAGAUGGCGGAGGCCAUGAAGGCCGUGCAGGCUGACCCCUCCGUCAACGCCGCCGUGCUCAUCUCCAGCAAGCCGGGCAACUUCAUCGCCGGCGCCGACAUCAGCAUGCUUGAGCGUGUGCAGAGCGUGGAGGAGGGGCAGGCGCUCUCCAAGGCCUGCCAGGACCUGCUGGACGAGAUGGAGGCCAGCAAGAAGCCGUUCGUUUCGGCCAUCAUGGGCACCGCGCUCGGCGGAGGACUGGAGGUAGCGAUGGCCACCCACUAUCGUGUGGCCGUCAAGGGCAAGGCGUCGCUGGGCGUUCCGGAGGUGCUGCUGGGCCUGCUGCCGGGCGGCGGCGGCACACAGCGGCUGCCGCGGCUCACCUCCGUGCCCAACGCGCUCGACAUGGCGCUCACCGGCAAAAUGGUCAAGGCCGACAAGGCCAAGAAGCUGGGUCUGGUGGACGCGCUGGUGAACCCGCUCGGACCGGGCCUCAAGGACCCCGACACCAGGACUCUCGAGUACCUGGAAGAAGUGGCUGUGAAGACGGCCUCGCAGCUCGCUUCCGGCAAACUGAAGCCGAAGCGGGAGAAGGGCAUGAUGGACAAGGUGAUGAACUUCGCGCUGAAAUACGACUACCCGAAGAACUUUGUGUUCAACAAGGCGCGGGCUCAGGUGAUGAAGCAGACCAAUGGCCUCUACCCGGCGCCGCUCAAGAUUCUGGACGUGAUCCGCGCCGGUGUGGACGGCGGCUUCAAGAAGGGACUCGAGGCCGAGUGUCGCGGCUUCGGUGAGCUGGCCGUGACGCCCGAGUGCCGCGGUCUGAUCGGACUCUUCCACGGUCAGACCGAGUGCAAGAAGAACCGCUUCGGCAAGCCGCAGCACAAAGCGCAGAAGCUAGCGGUGCUCGGUGCCGGUCUGAUGGGCGCCGGUAUCGCCCAGGUGUCAGUCGACAAGGGCAUGCAGUGCAUCCUCAAGGACAUGAACACCAAGGGCCUGGCGCGCGGCAUCAACCAGGUGGAGGCCGGCAUCAAGAAGAAGGUCAAGCGCCGCGCCAUCACCAGUUUCCAGGGCGAGCAGUACAUGUCGAACCUGAUCCCGACCAUCACCUACGAGGGCUUCGACAAGGCCGACAUGGUGAUCGAGGCGGUGUUCGAGGACCUGGCCAUCAAGCACAAGGUGCUGCAGGCCACGGAGGAGGUGAUCCCCGAGCACUGCAUCUUCGCCUCCAACACGUCCGCGCUGCCCAUCACCAAGAUCGCCGCUGUCAGCAAACGGCCCGAGAAGGUAAUCGGCAUGCACUACUUCUCGCCGGUGGACAAAAUGCAGCUACUGGAGAUCAUCACUACCGACAAAACCUCCAAGGACACCGCCGCCUCCGCUGUCGACGUGGGCCUGCGCCAGGGGAAGGUGGUGAUCACGGUCAAGGACGGACCCGGCUUCUACACCACUCGCAUCCUGGCGCCCAUGCUGGCCGAGAACAUCCGCGUGCUGCAGGAGGGCGCCUCGCCCAAGGACCUGGACCGGCUCACCAAAAACUACGGCUGGCCCGUCGGCAUGGCUACGCUCGCCGAUGAAGUCGGUCUGGACGUGGCGAUGCACGUGUCUGCCGACCUGGGGGCUGUGUUCGGCGAACGCUUCAGCGGCGGCAACGUCGAGGUCAUCAAGGAGAUGGUGGAGGCCGGCUUCAUGGGCCGCAAGUCCGGCAAGGGCAUGUACCUCUACCCCAAAGACACCAAGGAGCGGCCGAUCAACGAGGGCGCGCUGGAGAUCCUGAAAAAGUACUCGCUGGCGCCACGCGGCCUCAGUUCGGACGCCGAUAUUCAGCUGCGACUUGUGGCGCGCUUCGUCAACGAGGCGGUGCUGUGUCUGCAGGAGGGCAUCCUCGCCAGCCCGGUGGAGGGUGACAUCGGUGCCGUGUUCGGUCUCGGAUUCCCGCCAUUCACCGGCGGACCGUUCCGCUUCGUGGACCGCAUCGGCGCCGGUCAGCUGGUUAAGGCCAUGGAGCGCUUCGCCGCCGUUUACGGCGUCGGCUUCGAGCCGUGCCAGCUGCUGCGCGACCAGGCGGCCAGCGGCGCCAAGUUCUACCCGGCCAAGUAGGCGACCGGUCGGGCUCGUGUAAUGCCGACAUGUGAUCACUCCCGAGAGCGUAUGCAUGGGAAGCCGCUCCGCAUGUGUGACAGCGCCGGGCCACGCAGGUCCGUUGUUAUCCGUGAGUUUAUUAGGCGCCAGUUUUGGGGACAGUUGAGUAAUACCGCUCGCCAACGUGCGCCGUUGCCUUGUGACACCAGUGAAGUGAUCGGAUGAUCGAUGCGGUGGAUGUGUGGAGCGUCUGUGGAACAGCCGCGGCGCAGGGAGUCUGGGAGGAUGUGUGAACUACGCCCACUCUGCGCGCGGCCGGCCGGGUGUGGUCGACCCGACCGGCCGCGGCGGCCCGUCCACCGUCGUCAGCCCCCUGUCCACUCCACCUCGGACAGGCGGCCGGCCGAGAGUGUGAAACAGACCAUUAUCAAUGCAAUCGUAGUGUAAACGAAUUAUUGGAAAAGAUUCAUGGUCAAUAUACCUUGUGGUUCGUACA
Molecule: messenger RNA, 3014 nt
Organism: Amphibalanus amphitrite
Lineage: Eukaryota; Metazoa; Arthropoda; Thecostraca; Balanomorpha; Balanidae
Gene: Mtpalpha
Product: trifunctional enzyme subunit alpha, mitochondrial-like
Exons: 13
Coding region: 89-2536 (815 amino acids)
Biological process (GO): fatty acid beta-oxidation
Cellular component (GO): mitochondrion; mitochondrial fatty acid beta-oxidation multienzyme complex
Molecular function (GO): NAD+ binding; long-chain (3S)-3-hydroxyacyl-CoA dehydrogenase (NAD+) activity; enoyl-CoA hydratase activity
Source: RefSeq, a predicted model, not a curated record